AUGACUCGGCUCGAGACUCAACAAGGUCUGGAACACAACGACCACGAACCAUGUUCCGUCUGGGGAAACUUGGCGGGUGACCUCGCGGCUGGCACCAUCUCCGCAAUCCUCAUCUCUCCGGCAAUCACAAUCCUAGAUCGAGCGGUAGUCGAGCGGACAACAACAGGGCGGCCCCUCAUCCGAGGGCUCCACGCCCAACUACGCUCCGCCAUCCGUCGACCCCGCGGCUUCUUCUUCGCCCGGCCCCUCGGGAUCGUCUGGACCCUGUACGCAGCAACCUACGUCACAGCCAACGCCGCCACCACCGUGGCCGAGAGGUUCGACGGUGCAGCUGCCGCAGCGAGCACAGCUACCUUUGCCUCCACGUUUCUCGUCAACGUACCCCUCGGGGUGUGGAAGGACCUCCGCUUCGCAGAGAUCUUUGGUUCCUCCUCCGGCGCCGCUCCCGAGGUGGGAAAGGCAGUGGUGGCGGCGGCCCCACGCAAGCUUCCCAGAGCCGCGACGGCGACGUUCCUCGUCAGAGACGCUGUCACCAUCUUUGGGUCGUUUACGCUCCCGAACUGGAUAUCGGCAGCAAUCCCGGACUCUGUCACGUCUUCCCCACAUGCCAAGGCAACAAUCACGCAGCUGACGGUUCCCGUGCUGUCGCAAGUCGUGGCAUCGCCGAUUCAUCUGAUUGCGCUGGACUAUUACGAGAGGCAAAGCAGGCUACCGUUCUCUAAUCGAGUUGCGCGGACGCGGGAGCACAUGCCGUCGACGAUCGUGAUGCGAUGUGUGAGAAUUAUACCGGCGUUUGGUAUCGGGUGUUUGGCAAAUUUGGAGUUGCGAUCUUUCUUCCAGCAAUGGUUUUCAGCAUACACAUAG
Colletotrichum tamarilloi is the source of this 864-nucleotide messenger RNA. RefSeq lists its product as uncharacterized. The record is from RefSeq and is a predicted model, not a curated record. The transcript is spliced from 2 exons. Lineage: Eukaryota; Fungi; Ascomycota; Sordariomycetes; Glomerellales; Glomerellaceae. Bases 1 to 864 code for a protein of 287 amino acids. Gene Ontology annotation, cellular component: mitochondrion.